This is a messenger RNA of Branchiostoma floridae (Florida lancelet), 2193 nucleotides long. RefSeq names its product zinc finger protein 239-like. Lineage: Eukaryota; Metazoa; Chordata; Leptocardii; Amphioxiformes; Branchiostomatidae. The record is from RefSeq and is a predicted model, not a curated record. Gene Ontology annotation, cellular component: nucleus. The transcript has 2 exons. Bases 365 to 1417 code for a protein of 350 amino acids. Gene Ontology annotation, molecular function: DNA-binding transcription activator activity, RNA polymerase II-specific; RNA polymerase II cis-regulatory region sequence-specific DNA binding. Gene Ontology annotation, biological process: regulation of transcription by RNA polymerase II.
AGCCGACUGCAGUUAUUUGACCUCCGCAGAGCGGCGUUUCAAAGUGGGCGUGAGAGGGCGAUGUGCCGACAGGAUUUUUGAAAAAUAUUUUGUGGCAUAUACCCUGAACUCGAUCGAACAUAUCCGUUUUUGGUAUUCCUAUUAUAAAAAGUGCAUCCUACUAUAUUUUUUCCGCGUCGAAGCCAGUCAUCUUGUGGUCCUUAACUUUAGAAAUCCCCAUAGGCCGAAAACUGUGUUCUGCUACCGUCAACCACAACCUGCCGAACCGGUUCUGACCCUGAAGCCGUGAGGAUCUGUGUCGACGUGAAAACACCACGCAGUAGUCUGGAGCAUCAGCGUACCUUGAAUCUGGAGUUUGACCAACAUGGCGACUGCAGCAAGAUCUCAUCUGAAAGGAGAGGAUGGACAGUAUUCUCCCCGUACCCACAAGUGCACUUAUUGCGACAGGAAGUUUCCCUUCAAAAGUAGGCUCAAUCAACACCUACGUAAACACACCGGUGAGAUCCCAUACCAGUGUGAUGAAUGCGGGAAACGAUUUAAUCAUCUUGGAAAUCUGAAGGCACAUAUGCGACUUCACACUGGUGAAAAACCGCACACGUGUGAAAAUUGCAACAAAGGUUUCAGUCAGGCAAGUUAUCUGAAGAGACACGUGCGGACUCACACAGGGGGAUCCAACAUGGCGACUGGAGCUGGAUCUCUUCGGACACAAUGGCAGUAUUCUCGCCAUACCCACAAGUGCAGCCAUUGCGACAAGGAGUUUCCCUUCAAAAGUAAGCUCAACCAACACCUGCGAACCCACACUGGUGAGAGACCAUACAUUUGUGGGGAAUGCGGGAAACGGUGCAGUCAGCUGGGCGAUCUAAGGAAACACAUGGUUACUCACACAGGUGAGAGACCAUACCAGUGUGAUGAAUGUGGGGAACGGUUUAAUCGGCUAUCUAUUCUGAAAGACCACAUGAGGACUCACAUCGGUGAAAAACCGUACCGAUGCCAGGAGUGCGGCACACAGGUCAGUAGGCUGUGCGAUCUAAAAGUACACAUGCGGACUCACACCGGUGAAAAACCGUACAAGUGUGAACAGUGCAGUAAAUGCUUCAGCCAGUCAACAAAUUUUAAGGUUCACAUGCGGACUCACACGGGGGAACUUCCGUACAGAUGUGAGAAGUGCAGCAAGCAGUUCACUACGUUGUCAAAUUUAAAGAGGCACAUUCGGACUCACACGGGUGAGAAGCCGUAUAAGUGCGAGACAUGCGGCAAGCAGUCUAGUGAUUUGGGUGAUCUGAAGAAGCACAUUCGAACCCACACCGGUGAGAAACCGCACGAGUGUGAGGUGUGCUACAAGAAGUUCCGUGAGCGCAGUAGUCUAAAGAGACACAUGAAGACUCACAUUGGUGGAAGUUCAUCGGUGCCUGUGUGAGGAUUGAAUCAUGUGACUUACUAUUCACAAAACAAAAGUUCAUUCUAAAUGCCAGUUAUGUUUUAUUGGAAUGUGUCAUUCUUUUGUCAGUGUGACAUUUGUUUUGAUUGAGUAAUAUACUCUAAACAUGACUCUACUCUACGAUUCAGAAGAGAGUUUCAACGUUAUGGAGGAAAUGCAAUUUAUUAAAUCGUCAAAAUCACCGAAUUAUAAAUAGUUAUUCUUAUUAUAAAUCGAAGUUGUUUAUGAAAAAGCGACAUUGGCAGUAAUUGUUGUGACAGUUAAAACUGCAUGUUUAGAUUGUUAAUUUAUCUAUCUCUAACCGGUGAAAACAUACAUGUGAAAGACGUGUAGCAGUUAUCAAGUCCUCUUGAUGUGGUAAAGGCGAUGCAAAAUGUAUGUAAGUAUGUAUGAAAUAAUUCAAGUAUGCAUCUGCACAUCCUUCACAGAUUUUCUAUUUCGGUAACAGCACUUAAUUGACAUGCUAGAGAUUCUGUAUCUAUAUCAAAUUCCGCAACUGUUCAUUUUUGGGUUGCUAACGUGUUAGAGGCGCCAUGGUCUAUAGUUUUCCACCUCUACACUUUCUUUCUGUUAGAUACUGAAGUUGUUAUUAUCACUUUGUAAGUCACUAAUCCCUGUAAAUACACAUAUCCUUAACUUUUGGAAUGAACUCUUGAAACAUGUUAGUUAUAGAUGUUGCUACGAGGGGCGUUCAAGAAGUAAUCCACCUGACCCACUUCCAGUUGUCUGAUCUAGAUGAAAUUUUGCAUAUGUAA